UUGAUUUUUGUAACCCCGUCUAAUAAUAAAAGGAGGCCUAGUAUUACAAGUAUAACAGAUAUGACCAACCCAGAGCAGUAUUUAAUUCUUUUAUGCUCAAUUCAUGACUGCCAUCAAUGUCAACUGUCCUUCAACCAUUAAAUACCUGAAAUGUUUCAUACCUUGAUCAUCUAUAUCCUCACUUUUAGUGUUGGUUUCCAAAGUUUAACAACUUGAAUUGUCUUCGGAACUCAUUUCCCCUUCACACGCACUCAACAUUUCUUCAUGGAUCCAUCGGUUCAAGAACUACAUUUCCCUGACAUUACUAAGAUCCCCAUAACCAUUGACCGUAUAGCUCCAGUCCUACCAGCAGGCUCCAUUCCGGUUGGCCAUGGGGACACCCUAUACCUCUCAAACCUAGAUGACAUGGUUGGAGUUCGUGUCUUUACUCCAACCAUAUACUUUUACCGCCGACCGCGUUGCAUUUCUAAUCAGAAACCAGAGGUGAUGAACAAUGCCCUUGAAGAAGCCCUUGCGCAUGUAUUGGUGCCUUACUAUCCUUUCUCGGGUAGGUUACGAGAGACGGGAAACGGAAAGCUAGAAGUGUUUUUUGGGCCAAACCAGGGAGCAAUUCUUGUGGAGGCACACUCACAAAUGAGGUUAGAGGAUCUUGGAGAUCUUACUGUUCCAAAUCCUGAUUGGAAGUCUCUGGUUUACAGCUUCCCAAACGAAGAACAGUAUAAAGUGAUUGACAUGCCUUUGUUAAUAGCCCAAGUAACUCGGUUCAACUGUGGUGGGCUGAGUCUUGGGCUAAGAAUCUGCCAUUGCCUCUGUGAUGGCGUAGGAGCAAUGCAGUUUCUCAAUGCAUGGGCUGCCACAUGCAGAAAAGGUGGUUCGUUCAUACUAAGCCCCAAACCCUAUUGGGGCAGAGAAUUUUUCCGAGCGCGUGACCCCCCGAGAGUCGAAUACCCACAUGCCGAGUUCUGGAGAAUCGACGACGGAUCAAGCCUAACUAGAAGUCUUUGGGAAGCGAAGCCCUUACAGAAAUGUUAUAGGGUUACACGAGAGUACCAGGCUGUUGUGAAAAGCCUAGCUCGACCUGCUGGGGAUUCCACCACCACCACCUUUGAUGCCAUGGCAGCUCAUGUAUGGAGGUCAUGGGUUCGAGCCCUCGACGUAACACCUCUUGACUAUCAGCUCCGACUUACAUUUGCUGUUAAUGCACGCCAGAAGCUCAAGAAUCCGCCUUUGAGAGAAGGGUUUUAUGGCAAUGCAUUGGCCGUGGCUUGUGCCACAAGCACGGUAGCUGGGCUUCAUAGUGGGCCUUUGGCGGAAACAACCCGGUUGGUUCGCGAGGCACGCUUGGCCGUCUCAGAGGAAUACCUGCGGUCCACAAUUGACUACAUUGAAGUGGACAGGCCUAGGAGGCUUGAGUUUGGAGGGAAAUUGAGCAUUACCCAAUGGACCAGAUUCUCAUUAUACGAAUCUGCAGACUUUGGUUGGGGAAGGCCCAUUUAUGCAGGCCCAAUAGACCUGACUCCAACCCCACAAGUUUGUGUUUUCUUGCCAGGAGGAAGUGGGGAUUCUGAUGGAACAAUGCUUGUUUGCAUUUGCCUCCCAGAGUCUGCAAGCAAUAAAUUCAAAGAGCUUUUGAGCUGCUGCUCUUCCUCCAUAACUCUCAGCUAGAUGAGCCAAGCAUUAGUUCGGACAGUUAGAUUUAUAUGUAAGAUCCAAUAUAUCUGUCCAAAUUAAAAGCCAUCCAUCAGUCUAGAAGGCCGACUUUCUUAUUAUUCAAAAAAACUUUGAUAUGUUUGGUAAUGAAUGCACUGUUGACCACAUCUGAAAUUAAUUCCACUUUGGCUGGUCAAUCAC
Molecule: messenger RNA, 1851 nt
Organism: Cuscuta epithymum
Lineage: Eukaryota; Viridiplantae; Streptophyta; Magnoliopsida; Solanales; Convolvulaceae
Source: the annotation of a GenBank genome assembly